AUGGAGUCUAUGAAGGGUGUAAAUUUGGAUUCAAAUUCAUUCACUGUUAAUGGGUUUGGUCAAGUUCUCCAGGUGUGGGCGUACUUUGCUCUGCCAGAAUUUGGUGCUAAUUUCGGGCAUCCCCUACCAGACAGACCGUCUCCGCUGUUGUUGGCUUACAAUGGUGGCAGAGAACGCAUAUUUUUUAAAGAGGCCAUUAGCAAACAGACUAGCGGGAUCAACUUCGUCCACAAGGACUAUGCUGAGAUGUUUCCACGAUGGGACUUUGAUGUGGAGGACCCGGCCGCGGAGAAUAUAAUUAAAGUAAUGUUUAAUGCGAAAGCUAAUUGGAAGUGGACCAUGGAUUGCUGGGAAGUCACCGGUACUAAACCCGAGAGUGAAGAAGGAAGUGAGUGCAGCGGAGACAGAGAGUGGUGUGAAGGAAGAAAGUGGAAGACCUCGAAAGAAAGCUAG
Messenger RNA from Brassica oleracea var. oleracea, 453 nucleotides. RefSeq lists its product as uncharacterized. The record is from RefSeq and is a predicted model, not a curated record. Lineage: Eukaryota; Viridiplantae; Streptophyta; Magnoliopsida; Brassicales; Brassicaceae. Bases 1 to 453 code for a protein of 150 amino acids. The transcript is spliced from 2 exons.